Molecule: messenger RNA, 1169 nt
Organism: Prorocentrum cordatum
Lineage: Eukaryota; Dinophyceae; Prorocentrales; Prorocentraceae
Source: the annotation of a GenBank genome assembly
AGGCGCCGCCGUUGUCGCGGGUGGGGGGGGCCCUCCCGCGAUGGCGGGGCUGCUCGGGGCAUACGAGGACUCGGACGAGGACGACGACGCCCCGAGCAUCCUGGCGCGGCAGGCCUCCGCGUCCCAGGCCGAGGCCGCCGCCGGCAAGGCGCCGCCCGCCGGGGCUCCGCCCGCCGGGGCGCCGCCCGCCGAGGCCCCGCCCGCGCCGCGGGCGGCGCCUGGUGCCGAGGCCGAGGCCGCCGAGGGCGCGGGCGAGGAGUCCGAAAGCGAGGCUGGCGGGUCGCCGGAGAGGGGCGCCGGCGAAGAGGAGGCCAGCAUCUUGCUGGCCGUGCCGCCGUCGCCUCCCGGGGAGCCGCAGGCAGAGCUCGUGGAGCGGGUCAGGUCGCUGUACGAAUUGAAGCAAAAGGGAAAGAGCAUCCGUGACCACAUCCAGGGGUCUAGGGACUGGUCCAACCCGUACAUUCUGGAGCAGGUUAUCAAGGUGCUCGAGAUUGACGAGUAUGGCUCCAACUACCCCAAGGACGACGUGUUCGACCCCGCGAAGGUCGCGGAGCACCCUUCGGACCGACUACUACAACGCAAAGGAGUGCGAGCGCCCGCCUUUGCCCAAGAGGCCCAGGAGAGGCAGCCCUCGAGAGCGGAGAUGCCGGCGCCGGCGCCGGGCAGCGGCGCCGGGCAGCCUGCCGCGCUGCAUGCGGGCGCGCUCGUCGCCUGAGCGGGCCUUCUGCAUGUCGGCGACGUCGUGGGCGCUGUGGUGGUCUUCGUUCGAGAUGUGAUGUCGGGCCGUGACUUGUCCUGUGGCUCGCCCUUUGAUCGCCCGCCCCCCGUCCCUUCUCCGCACCUAGCUUGCCGCCCUUCUCUCUUCCCCCCUUCUCCAACCCCUCAGGGCGCGGGGUCCUAAGCGCGCUGGCCGGCUGGCGCUGUCAGCGGCCGAUGCGGAGGCAUCGGGUGCGGUCCCCAGCAAAAGGGUGUAUGCCACCACCUCGGCCACCCUCGCCGUCGCUCAGACCUCCCUGGUUUCUCGGGCUCCCCACCCUCAGGUGCCCUGCGCCGUAAGCGGAAGGCCAGCCCACCGACUGCUUGAGAUAUUGCUGGAAAGCGGGCCGGACGUAUGAGGCGAAUCUCAUCUUGAUCAUACAGCGAGCGUCGGGGCUGGACAGAACCCUCGC